Molecule: messenger RNA, 5188 nt
Organism: Solanum lycopersicum (tomato)
Lineage: Eukaryota; Viridiplantae; Streptophyta; Magnoliopsida; Solanales; Solanaceae
Gene: ERF-D9
Product: ethylene response factor D.9
Biological process (GO): ethylene-activated signaling pathway; regulation of DNA-templated transcription
Molecular function (GO): DNA binding; DNA-binding transcription factor activity
Source: RefSeq, a predicted model, not a curated record
AGCAAAAAUAAUGAUAAUUCCAUAUGGAUAAAAUUUCAAGGCUAGAUAAUGCCAUUUGGUCAGGAUUAUGUAUGUUUCUUAAAUUAAUCGGUAAUAAUUUAGGUGUAUUUAUGUUUCUGACGUUCUUAAUAAUUUAUAUAUGAAAUUGAAAACAAAGUAGUUAAGAUAUAUUUUUGAUACUUAAUUAACUCUUUCUAAAAUAAUCAUAUAAAUAUCAUAAUUUACUAUAAUACAGACGAAGAACGUGAUACAUAGAAAAAAUUAUACAUAUAUAAUUUGCAUACUCAAAUAUGCCUUCAAUGCACACGCGUGAUACCAAAUAUGCCUUGGUCCGUCUUGACAAGUGAGGGUUUGUAUUAGUCUAUCUCGAUAAGUAAGGCUUAUUCAAAUAGUUAAGUAUCUUUAUCAAAUCAUUAACCGAUAGAUUAAAGAUUAAGUAAAAAGACUAUUGAUCCUCUAUCGUAGGUUGGGGUAAAAAGUAUUGGUCGAUCUGUCUCAACUUGAUAGGUCUCAAAGAUUUUGUCCAUCAAAAGGCACCUAAAAAUGACAUUUUUUAAUUACAUUUUGUAUAUAUACACUAUGACAUCCAUUUUCGACUAUAGUUUACUCCAUUGAAAAAAUAGCAUUGAAAAAUCAUCAAUUAACGACAAAUCAAUUAGUAUGACCAAAAACAACAAAUAUUCUAAUUAUCACUUCCCCACUGAGUCUACAUAUAUACUAUCAGUUGUAAACCUAGCAUUUCGUUCUUCAGUUUCUUCCUUUUCGUAGUUAGUGAUACACAAAGUUAAUAAAAAUUCGUACAUAUAAAUGAAUCAUAUAUAAUUUUUUAAAAAAUGGACCGAAUUAGACGUGGAAAGAGGCGCUAUGAAUCCGAGGAAAAAGAAGAUAGAAAUUACAAUCACAUGUAUUCAUCAGCUCGAUCUCAACAUGAUAUGUCUACUAUGGUUGCAGUCCUCUCUCAAGUUAUUGGCAACAAAAGUACUACUAACACGAAUUCUUCUUCUUCUUCCUCCGCACAUCAUAAGCCAUUAUUAACCCUAAAUCAUCAGUCUAAUACUACUGCAGCUAUGCAAAACCAAUUACCUCAGCUCAAUCAACAACAAGGGAAUAAUGAGAAGAGAAGAAGACAGUACAGAGGUGUGAGGCAAAGACCAUGGGGUAAAUGGGCGGCCGAAAUCCGUGACCCGGAAAAAGCUGCUCGUGUAUGGUUGGGUACUUUUCACACUGCGGAAGAUGCUGCAAUUGCAUAUGAUGAAGCUGCACUUAAAUUUAAAGGAAACAAAGCUAAACUCAACUUUCCAGAACGGGUUCAAUCCACAACGGAUCAAUUUGGGAUAUCAUACCUAAUUACUAAUACGAAUCAUCAACAACAUCAAUUUCAGCCCACUAAUUUUCUCCCAAAUUCUGAUCAAUUACAACAACAUCACUACAGUAAUCAUAAUGCUGAUGAUUUGAAAUUUGGCGUCUCGCCGAGUUUUUAUCACCCUACAGCAGGGUUCAAUCCUAAAGCACUCGAUUUAGUGGAACCUUCGAAAUCAUCAUCGAUGACAUAUUUGGUACAACAAGCAUCGUCUCAUCAGGUACAAGAAGAACCAAGGUAUAUUAAUCACCAGCAAGAAGAUGAAAACAAUCUGAAAUUUUCAUCUUAUUUUGGCACUUAUUCAAGCUCAGGACCAACUUUGGGGGAGUUUGAAGAUCAAAAAUAAUUAUUUUUUUCAACCAAAAUGAAGGUAUACAAUUUCUUGAGGAUAUAAUGUCACAUUAAUAAGUUUUUGGCCCUAGAAGUGCUUUCAGUUUCCUUCUUUUGUCAUGCAAUUAGUUAAGCAUUAAUACUUCAUUGAUUUAGUUGAUAAAUUCAGUAGAACAUGAACUAUAUAUAUAUAUAUAUAUAUAUAUAUAGUUAUGUACUAUGAAAAUAAAUUAAUAUCAUGUGGUUAUAUGUUCUUAACUCCUAGGUUUUGAUAGGAUCAUAAGGAUUCUAACAUUGAUAGCUUUAUGGAAGUGUAUAUCACUUUAUUAAAGUUAAUAUUGCAUAAUAAUGUAGUUGUAUAUAGUACUAGCGGUGGCGAAUGAGUGGGUUGGGUUAAAUUUGAAUGGGUUGAAAUGGGUCAACAUAAAAUUGGUAAUAAUUCAAUCCGUCCAUAUGGAUAAAAAUAGAUUGAAUAAGAAAUGAGUUGAGUAAAAUACUAGUUUACCUGUAUUUUCAUGAGCAAACAAUACUCUAAUUAAGAAUUCAAGAUGGAGAAAAUUUUUGUCUUCUUUUAGAUGUAAAAUGUUGAAAAUGCUUUAUUUAGUUUUAUUGUAUCAUAAAAGUUUUUUAAAAAAUCCAAUAACAAGGGGAAAAUAUUUUUACUUUCAAAGUAAGUGAAUGUUUGCAUUUUAGGACUAAAACAUGCUUAAUGAACUUUAAGCAAUGUCAAGAUUAAUACAUGAUUUGCUUAAUUUACACUAUUAUUUAUCAUCCAAUUAUAAAAUUAAACAAAUAAAAAAUAUAAUUAUAAGUAUAACAAAAGAAAUGUACAUUUAAAAUAUAUACUUUUGGAGGGCCAAAGACUUCACCUUUUCAUUAUAGUAAAAAAUAAUUAGUUCUAUAGAAGAACAUAAAAAGCAAGAGAUAUUACAAUAUUUAUAGUGAUAUCAUAAUUUUUUAGCGAAUAAAAGUUAGAAGUUAACCCAUUUGACUAAUUCAUAGUUUACCAAUAUUUUAUCCAUAAUUUACCCAUAUUUACACAUUUUUUAUUUGUUGAAAAUGAUUAUUAAUCCAUAUUUUACUCAUAAAAAAUUACUCACCCAAACCAUUAAAUUACCAAAAUAUGAACUCAUUUUAUCGACACUAUAUACUAUAUACAUUUUAUAACAAAAUUAAGUCAUUCACCUAGUCUUUCAUCUCUCGUAGUGAAGGAGAUUUGACAUUUACCCCUACUUUAUACUAUAAAUAGCAUAAGAAAUAUUUACAAAAGUAGUAUAUAAAUUUAAAAGUAUAAUUGCAUAAACUACUAGAGUACUGUACAUAUCAUCUCCAUUAUUCGAAACCAUAACUUGAUUCCUUGUGAUCAUACACACAAUAGUACAUAAUGUUCUAAAAAAUCAUAUGUAUUUUAUGGUAUAAAUUAUAUUCUUGCUGAGUUUGGUCUUUGUGUGACACAUCAUCAGCUUCUAAUCUAUAGAUGAGAAAAUCGAAGAGAUAAUAGAUUUAUUGCAUUGAUUUAUUAUAUUCUUGCAAUAAAAAUAAAAGACUAGAUCACUAUUUAUAGGGUACAAAUGAGAAUAAUAAAGGAAAAUAACAAGAUACUAAACUAAAAUAAAGUUAAUUGUAUUAUGUAAUUAAUAAAAAUUCUAGACUUAGAAAGUAAACAAAUAUUCCAAAAUAUUUCUAGAUUAAAAGAGAAAAUAAAUGUUCUACUAUUAACCAUGGAAAGUAAAUUUUAACAAUACUUAUUGAGUGAAAAGCGACAGUUCUUUCCUUUUUGUUUAACAACAGUGCACGUAAUAUAUAGUUUUGCUUUAAUUUGUCAACAAAAUAUUCCAUUUGCAUUAGAGAAAUAGAUAAACUGACAAAACGAAAUUAAUGACAAAGACUUAAGGAUAUAUAUAUAUAUAUAUAUAUAUAUACUAGUAAAUUUAUUCGCGCUUUGCGCGAGAAUUUAAUAUUAUAAAAUUUAUAAAAUAAUAAUUUAAAUUUAUCAGUCAUUAAAAUUAAAACACUAUAUUAUCUUAUAUACAAAAAUUACGCUAUAACAAAUAUUAAUGACAUAAAGAAAAAUGAAACUUAUUACAUCUUAUCAUCUUUUUUUAGAUAAGGAUAACUUAUCUUGUCAUUUAUCCUUAAUAACAUAAGUAUAAAUUAAUGACUUUAAAAAUACAUACCAAGAUCUGCAACAUAAGCAACGGUGUCAAUGAGUUACUCAAUACGAACCAAGAACACAAAUAUUCAGUCGAUAAAAGUAACUUAUCUUAUCAUUUAUCAUUAAAAAAAUAAAUAAAAAUAUUAUCUUAUCAUUUAUCCUUAAUAACAUAAUUAGAAAUUAAUGACCGUAAAAUUACAUACCAAAAUCUGUAACAUAAACAAUGAUGUCAGUGAGCCACUCAACAGGAACCAAGUACACAAAUAUUUAGUUGUGAAGAAGAAAAGAAGAAGAAAGGUUUAUAAUUUUCGUUGUUUUAAAAUGAGAGGAAAUCCCUCUAUUUAUAGACAACAAAGGGUGGCAUGCACAAAUGUUUAUUGUGCCUUGUCGGAAAGGUUACAACUAUUUGAAAAAGUUUCAACUCUCACAAUCUUUCAUAAAAGUUACAACUUUUCAUAAAAGUUGCAACUCUUCUUUAAAAUCACAAGUUUUCCCAAAAAUCGCAACUUUUCAUUAAAGUCGCAACUCUUUAUAAAAGUCUCUACUUCACAUAAAAGUCACAGCUCAACAUAAAAGUCGCAACUCUUCAUAAAAAUCCCGACUUUUCAUGAAAAGGAAAGGCUAAUAUAAAAAAUAAAUAAAUUUAAAUGGAAAUUCUUGUUCGUAGGACCGUCCACUCAUGCGGACCAAAGGUUUUCUUUUAUAACUAUAUAUGUAUAAUACUUGCAGGUUUUUCUGAGAAUAUCUUUUAGGGAACUCACAGCUUUUUUCGAAAACUCACUUUUAUGUCACACAUAUAUACAUGUUUCUAAAAUCUAUUUAUACGAAUUUAAAUUCAAAUAAACUGUUUUUUCAUAAUAAAAAUAAAAAAAUUUAGUCAAAGCUAUUGAAUUUUUGUCAAACCUGUAAGUCCGGGGCUAUGAAUUCAGUCGAACUCAAUUAACAUCGUAACUCCAGUUCUACCGGUAACUUGAAGUACUCUAGCUUUGCUGCUCACGAGUAUAUAUGGCGGUGUGCUAUUGCCUGCUUAUUAUUACAUUGAUUUAUUUAUACAUUUGGCUAUUAAAAUUUCCAAGUUCUGCAUUUGCUAUAUAUAAAAAGAAAAAAAAAAAAAAGCAAAUGUGAAAAGAAUUAUGCUAAAUUCAGCUUUUAUUGACGAUGUCAACAUGCAAAAUACAAACAAGUGAUGCCAGGAGCGAGGUAGGUAGGGCCAACGAGGAGCUUAGAGAAUUAUACUCUUUACGUACGAUUUAAAUUAUUUUUAUGUAUAUAUAUUAGUGUUGAAUCUCUUUUAGCUUCUUCAGAUAAUUAUAUUUUACGUAUAUUUUUUGAACCUCUAAAAA